This is a messenger RNA of Drosophila nasuta, 749 nucleotides long. It is a transcript of the gene E(spl)malpha-BFM, whose product is annotated as Enhancer of split malpha, Bearded family member. The transcript has a single exon. Bases 85 to 522 code for a protein of 145 amino acids. Gene Ontology annotation, biological process: sensory organ development; Notch signaling pathway. NCBI's taxonomy places the organism in Eukaryota, Metazoa, Arthropoda, Insecta, Diptera, Drosophilidae. The record is from RefSeq and is a predicted model, not a curated record.
UGGGAAAUCAUUCUGACAUCGUCAGCGUUCCAAGCAACACACACAACAUUCACACACGCUUUUCCAUUUCAAACACACACAAAAAUGUGCCAACAAGUCGCCAUCAGCAACACCAACACCAACAACAAAAUGAAGAACAACUACAGCAUCAAGCAAGUCUUGAAGACUCUCUUCAAGAAGCAGCAGAAACAACAACAACUGAAACGCCAGAACUCAUUGGAAUCCCUUGAGUCUGUUGACAAUCUGCGCAAUGCCGAAGUCGAAGAGGUUUACUAUGCCGAAAUCGAUGAGAACGCCGCCAACGAGAAACUCGCUCAGCUGACUCAAGAGCAAGAGAUGGAAACCGAUGAAGACAUCUAUGUGCCGGUACGAUUUGCACGCACCGAAGCCGGCACAUUCUUCUGGACCACCAAUCUGCAGCCCGUUGCCAGCGUUGAUGCCGAUCUGCUGCAGCCCGCCUACUGCUACUCCAGCCAACAGCAUCCGUUCAUGCAGUAUCAGGAUCGUUGGGCUCAGGCUUAAGACACUAUCCUAGCAAACGAAAUCCUCAAUCUACAACAAGCUUUAAACGCAUGCAACAUUGUGAUAGCAGCAGCAGCACCGGCAGCGGCAGUACUUAAUUGUAACUCAAAACUCAUCUCAGCGAUCCAGCGCUUCCAUUAGUUCUUAAGAUAUUGUGAUAGAAAAAUGACAGCUUUAAACAAAACAAAAAACUAUACAAAAUACAAAAAAAAGAUAUAAAACUCAAA